Scheffersomyces coipomensis is the source of this 1616-nucleotide messenger RNA. RefSeq lists its product as uncharacterized. Bases 249 to 1406 code for a protein of 385 amino acids. The transcript has a single exon. Lineage: Eukaryota; Fungi; Ascomycota; Pichiomycetes; Serinales; Debaryomycetaceae. The record is from RefSeq and is a predicted model, not a curated record.
ACAAUAGCCGAUUUUAACCUCAUAAUUUAAAAUUUUUACAUAUAAAUAUAAAUAUCAACAAAUAACAAACAAAUAUCAUAAUAUAAACAAAUCAUCCUACUAUAAACAAAUUAAUCCUAUAUAUAUAUAUAUAUAUAUUCAGUGCAUGGUCCUUCAAGCAUAACUUGGCAUAUACUUACACAUACUCAUAGCCAUACACUCAAUUCUUGCUGUUAUUAUCAUUAUAUAGGAUAUUUAUUGAUUGAAAUAUGUCAACUCAUCAAAGAAAACUAAGUAAAGCUUCUUUCUAUAUUGAUAUAGAAAAGUCUGCUUCCGAUAAUAAUACUAUUAAUCAAGAUUCAUUAUCAUCAGGCCAAAAUAAUGAAUCAUCCAUUAAUAGUAUCAAUAUCGAUAAUCCUCAUCAUAUCAAUAUAGAAAAUUCUCAUAUUGAAAACGAAAUUAAACAAUUAUUAAAAGAUGAUUCUUCCCAUUCAUCAUCAUCAAAGAAAUCAAAUUUAUGGAUUAAAAUCUUUACUUUCAUCUUUUCAUUAUUAAUCAUUUUAACUUUAAUUAAUUUCUUAUGUUUUGUCAUUAUGAAUCAUAAAGCUCAAUCAAAUAAAUUAAAUAAUAUUAAUCUUGAUGAUGAAGAUAUUAUUAUUCCUCCUCCAUCUAUUAAUAUAGCUAAAAUAUCAAAUGAACUUAUAACAUCAACUAAGUCAAUUCCUAAAAAGGAAAAACCUUCAAAACCAAUCUUAACUUCAUUCACUAUGACUCCUGAAGAAUAUCAACAACAAUAUAAACAAUAUCAAGAUCAACCUGUUUUACCUCAUAAUAAUUUCUUUCCUUAUAAAGAUGAUUCUUCUUCUUCAACUUCAUCUGAUCCACCAUCAAUGAUAAAUGUUCCAGGGGCCUCAACCAUAUCGUCCACAUCAAAAUUAUAUGAUCAACAAGUACCACCACAACCACAUAUGAUUGUUCAUGUUGAAAAUGAAUCUGAACUUGAUCAAUCUUCAACUUUAACUAAAGCUCAAUCUGAUUUAAAAGAAAUCUUUGCUGUAAAUCCCAUCAUCCUUAUUUCCAAUAAUAAUCAAUUUCAACAUAAAUUUGAAACAAUCUUAAUGAAUAUCAAUAUUCAUCCUGAACCAAAAAUUGUUAAUUUAAUCAAACAUCCAAAUUAUAAAUCAAUCUUAUCCUAUCUUGAAUCAACAUUUGAAGAUUUAAAUGAUGAUGACAAUGUUGAUUAUAAAGAAUUAGAUGAAGAUGAUAAAGAAUCUUUACAUCAACUUAAUAAAGGGGAUAAUAUCCCUCGAUUAUUCAUUGGUGGAGUCCCUCAUGGAAAUUAUUAUAAGAUUUUAGACUUGUUUGAAAAAAAUCAAUUACAAUCUUAUUUAAGAGAAAAUGGGAAAGGGAAAAUCACCAUUGGUUAAUCUAAUCUAAUCAAUUCAUGUCUUGUUUGUUUUGAUUGUUUUUAUUGUUUGUUUCAUGUUAAUGUCCCAUCAUAUUUCAUCUAUUUAUUUAUUUUACGACCAUUUUACUUUUGAAAAGUUUAUAUGAUACCCCCUUCCCUUGUUAAUUGGUUAAUUAGUACCGUACCCUGUUUUUGAUUGCUUUUAUGUUAUGGUGAUAUCCUAUCCAAA